CGCCGGGCCGCCGCCAUGUUGUUUUGCUUCGUUGUCAGUAGAGAGGAGCGGCAGCAGCGGCAGCAGAGCGGCGCUUUUACCUGACAGUGUGUCUGACCCCUCCCAUCAGCCUGCAUUGCCAUGGCGACUUUCCCAGAGUACAUCGCUUCAAACGAGGAGCGAGACGGCGUGCGUUUCAGCUGGAACGUCUGGCCGUCCAGCAGGCUGGAGGCGACCCGGAUGGUGGUCCCCGUUUCAGCCCUGUUCACCCCGCUGAAGGAACGGCCCGACCUGCCGCCCAUCCAGUAUGAACCGGUUCUCUGCAGCCGCGCCACCUGCCGCGCUGUGCUCAACCCACUGUGUCAGGUGGACUACAGAGCCAAGCUGUGGGCCUGUAACUUCUGCUACCAGAGGAACCAGUUUCCUCCAUCUUACGCUGGAAUCUCUGAGGUGAACCAACCAGCUGAGCUGCUGCCUCAGUUCUCCACCAUCGAGUAUGUGGUCCAGCGAGGCCCUCAGAUGCCACUGGUCUUCCUGUACGUGGUGGACACCUGUAUGGAGGACGAGGACCUGCAGGCUCUGAAGGAGUCCCUGCAGAUGUCCCUGUCUCUGCUGCCUCCCACCGCACUGGUCGGACUCAUCACCUUCGGCCGCAUGGUUCAGGUUCACGAGCUGGGCUGUGAGGGGAUUUCCAAGAGCUACGUCUUCAGGGGCACCAAGGACCUGAACGCCAAGCAGCUCCAGGAGAUGCUCGGUCUGACUAAACCUUCAGCCACUCAGGGACGAGGACCUCAACCUGCCCAACAGCCUCUGUCCAACAGGUUCCUGCAGCCGGUGCAGAAGAUCGACAUGAACCUGACUGACCUGCUGGGGGAGCUGCAGCGCGACCCCUGGCCCGUCACUCAGGGAAAGAGACCACUGCGCUCGCUGGGCGUUGCCAUGUCCAUUGCUGUGGGCCUGCUGGAGUGCACCUUCCCUAACACGGGCGCUCGGAUCAUGACCUUCAUCGGAGGCCCAGCCACGCAAGGCCCCGGCAUGGUGGUGGGGGAUGAACUAAAGACCCCCAUCAGGUCCUGGCACGACCUCGAGAAGGACAACGCCAAGUUCAUGAAGAAAGCCACCAAGCACUAUGAGUCUCUAGCUAACAGAGCGUCCACUAACGGCCACAUCAUCGACAUCUACGCCUGUGCUCUUGAUCAGACCGGCCUGCUGGAGAUGAAGUGCUGCGCCAACUAUACCGGAGGUUACAUGGUGAUGGCCGACUCCUUCAACACGUCUCUCUUCAAACAAACCUUCCAGAGAGUUUUCACCAAAGACGUCCAGGGAUCCUUCAAGAUGGCCUUCGCUGCCGCGCUGGAGGUCAAGACAUCCAGAGAGAUCAAAGUAUCUGGAGCCAUCGGACCGUGUGUGUCUCUGAACGCUAAAGGACCCUGUGUCUCUGAGAAUGAGAUCGGAACAGGAGGAACGUGUCAGUGGAAGAUCUGCGGUUUGGAUCCGACCACCACGCUGGCUCUGUACUUCGAGGUGGUGAACCAGCACAACGCUCCGAUCCCUCAGGGCGGCCGUGGAGCGAUCCAGUUUGUCACUCAGUACCAACACUCAUCAGGACAGAGACGCAUCAGAGUCACCACCACCGCCAGGAACUGGGCAGAUGCUCAGACUCAAAUUCAAAGCAUCACAGCGUCAUUUGAUCAGGAGGCGGCGGCCAUCUUGAUGGCGAGGUUGGCGGUGUACCGGGCGGAGACGGAGGAGGGUCCUGAUGUCCUCCGAUGGUUGGACAGACAGCUCAUCAGAUUGUGUCAGAAGUUUGGAGAUUACCACAAAGAUGAUCCAAACUCCUUCAGGUUCUCUGAGACCUUCUCCCUCUACCCUCAGUUCAUGUUCCACCUGCGGCGUUCUCCGUUCCUGCAGGUGUUCAACAACAGUCCAGAUGAGAGUUCAUAUUACAGACAUCAGUUCAACAGACAGGAUCUGACUCAGGCUCUCAUCAUGAUCCAACCAGUGCUCUACGCUUAUUCAUUUAACGGGCCGCCUGAGCCGGUCCUUUUGGACAGCAGCAGCAUCCUGCCAGACCGAAUCCUACUAAUGGACACUUUCUUCCAGAUCCUCAUCUACCACGGAGAGACUGUAGCUCAGUGGAGGAAGGCUGGUUAUCAGGAAAUGCCUGAGUAUGAGAACUUCAAACACCUCCUUCAGGCUCCGGUGGACGACGCUCAGGAGCUGCUGCACACUCGCUUCCCAAUGCCGAGAUACAUUGACACCGAGCACGGAGGCAGCCAGGCUCGCUUCCUGCUCUCCAAAGUGAACCCCUCCCAGACCCACAACAACAUGUACGCCUGGGGACAGGAGUCUGGAGCUCCCAUCCUGACAGACGACGUCAGCCUGCAGGUGUUCAUGGAUCACCUAAAGAAACUUGCUGUCUCCAGUGCUGCCUGACCUCACCUGUUCGCGCUAUGUUUCCUCUUUUAUUUUGCAUUUGCUGCCUAAGUUCUCUUGACAACCAGUUGACCAACUAAUUAACAAGCCAGCACAGCCUGUCAGCCUCCAAGUCACAGCCAAUCAGCAGUAGGUUCAGAACAAACAAUUUUGAUGCAUGUUAAACAUCCAGUUAGUUUUAAACCCUGAGUGAAGACUGAAGGCUGCAGCAUCACAUUCUGUUUGUUUCAGAUAUUUCUACAUCUUCAAAUACUAGUUAUUAUAUGGUGGAAAAUGUCUCUCUUUGUCUUCUAUCUGAAUACAUCGUCCCUCGGUCAGCUGUUUCUAACAUGUUGACUGAUGUGAGAUCAGAUCAUCGUCUGAAUGUGCUCAGAAAAUCAUCAAGCAAGGAAAACAAAACAAGCAAGGAAGAUAACAACAGAGUCUGGUGGAAACUUGGACUCAUUUGGAAUCACCACAGUAGUUUGAAAAUGUAUCGAUCAUCAGAAAUCUUUGUGUUGUUUGUGUUUUGUGAUGCUCAACACAUUUUCGCGGUUGUAAUUGUAAUUACCUUUAUAAAAACGUUCUAAAGGUUAUUCUCACAAGUGCUGUUGAUUUUCUGAUCACAGUGAGGUAUGUUCAUGAUUCUUCAUUUAGAGUGUGAGGACAAGCUUUUCCCAAUACAUUAUCUGCAGAGUCUCUGAUCUGUGAACGACUGUUGGUUGUUGUUAAGUUUGUCUUUGAACACUAAAGUCCUGCAAAGAAAAGUCAGAUACAUGUUUUCAGUGAGUUCUGUUGCUACUGCCUUUAUUUUCAUGUUUCUAAUAAAAAUCUGCUGUGAAAACAUACAA
Molecule: messenger RNA, 3245 nt
Organism: Epinephelus lanceolatus (giant grouper)
Lineage: Eukaryota; Metazoa; Chordata; Actinopteri; Perciformes; Serranidae
Gene: sec23a
Product: Sec23 homolog A, coat complex II component
Biological process (GO): COPII-coated vesicle budding; COPII-coated vesicle cargo loading; intracellular protein transport
Cellular component (GO): endoplasmic reticulum exit site; COPII vesicle coat
Molecular function (GO): zinc ion binding; GTPase activator activity
Source: RefSeq, a predicted model, not a curated record